AAGCGUGGCUGUGUGUUUUGCUAGGGCUGGUUUUGUGUGUGUUUUGCUGGCAACAUUUUGCGGACAUGGAAACCGACCACAAAUCUGAAGAAAUUCGGAGACCCUUGGAUGUAAAACGAUCUCGUGCAGAACAAGAGCUCCAAGAGGACGAGCCAGGUGGAUUCCAAUUCGCACCCCUGCCCAAGAGGAAGGCCCUUCCACAACCGACUCCAAAGGUAGAGGAAAUCGAUCCCGCCAUCGUGAAGAGGCAGGAGCGUAGGAUGAGGAAAAAGGCUGCUCACUUGCUGAAGAUCCCCGGCGGUGUCUGGGUCUCGAAUGCAGAGGUUGACAAGGCUUUGAAUGCAAUGGGGUACAAGGAAACAAGGAAGAAGUACCCAAAGCCCUGUCCCCGAACCAGACCGCCCCAUCACUCCACCACAUUGGUGGGAUCUGGGCUGGCACAGCCCAGAUAAACUAGGGGUACGCGCCGUUCAGUCUGGGCGCGUAGUGUGGCUGAGCGAUGCGAAUUGACAUUUUUUGUGCACUUUGGACUUUGCUUGAUUAGACGAAGUGUCCAUCUUAUGGGCUCAUAUUCAGUGAACUUUAGACCAGGGGUACAAAUGGAAGUGAUUUUCGUCAUCAGAACACCAAAAACUGCUGGAAUCAAUGUCAAACUCGAUUUAAAAAUUUUGGUCCAAAAUUGGUCAAAAUUCGGU
Molecule: messenger RNA, 695 nt
Organism: Thrips palmi
Lineage: Eukaryota; Metazoa; Arthropoda; Insecta; Thysanoptera; Thripidae
Exons: 3
Coding region: 66-452 (128 amino acids)
Source: RefSeq, a predicted model, not a curated record